UCCCUCCCACCUUGCUAAUCUUUUCUGCUGCGCGGUGAAAACUGCUCCUUAUCUUCCAGCUUCAGUCCAGCUCUGAGACAACACACAAUCAUGUCCACCAAGGUCGCCGUCGUCACCGGAAGCAACAAAGGCAUCGGGUUCGCCAUCGUCAGAGCGCUUUGCAAGCAGUUCCAGGGGGACGUUUACAUCACCUCCAGAGAUGUUGGGCGGGGUCAGGCGGCCGUGGAGUCUCUGGCCUCUGAGGGACUGAAGCCGUUGUUUCACCAGCUGGACAUCAAUGACCUGAACAGCAUCAUCACAGCUGCCGCUUUCUUCAAGGAGAAGUACGGAGGAGUGGACGUCCUCAUCAACAACGCCGCCAUAGCUUUCAAAGUGGCCGACACGACUCCUUUUGCAACCCAGGCUGAGGUCACAAUGAAAACCAAUUUCUUUGCCACCAGAGACAUGUUGACUCACUUCAUGCCUCUCAUCAAAGCUGGAGGCCGAGUGGUGAACGUUUCCAGCUUUGUCGGCUCUCGUACUUUGAACAACUGCAGCCCAGAGCUCCAGCAGCGUUUCCGCAGCGAGGACCUCACAGAGGACGAGCUGGUGGGACUCAUGCAGCGAUUCGUGGAGAAAGCCAAAAAAGACGAGCACAAGCAGGACGGCUGGCCUGAGACUGCAUAUGGCGUGUCCAAAACCGGACUGACGGUAGGAUUUCCUGUUCAGCUGAAUUCAUCCCUCCUCACAGACAACUUUUCCUUUAAUCU
Messenger RNA from Cyprinodon variegatus (sheepshead minnow), 749 nucleotides. It is a transcript of the gene cbr1, whose product is annotated as carbonyl reductase [NADPH] 1-like. The annotation marks the transcript as partial. The transcript is spliced from 5 exons. The record is from RefSeq and is a predicted model, not a curated record. NCBI's taxonomy places the organism in Eukaryota, Metazoa, Chordata, Actinopteri, Cyprinodontiformes, Cyprinodontidae. Gene Ontology annotation, molecular function: carbonyl reductase (NADPH) activity.